This is a messenger RNA of Pistacia vera, 1904 nucleotides long. RefSeq names its product dnaJ homolog subfamily B member 1-like. Gene Ontology annotation, cellular component: cytosol. Lineage: Eukaryota; Viridiplantae; Streptophyta; Magnoliopsida; Sapindales; Anacardiaceae. The coding region runs from base 236 to 1258 and encodes 340 amino acids. The record is from RefSeq and is a predicted model, not a curated record. Gene Ontology annotation, molecular function: protein-folding chaperone binding. The transcript has 2 exons.
UAUUUCGCCCUUUAAACACGUCGUGAACAAUUCAUAAAAUCGUAAUCAAAUAAUAAUCCAGCUUUACUAGGAUUUUGUGAUAACCGUCAGAUCCUCACCCUCGUUUCCUUUUCCGUUACCCAUCCAACGGUUAUAAUUCCCGCCUCUUCCAAUUUUCCGGCCACCACAUAAACCAAAACCAACAACAAAGAAGAAAUUCAAGAACAGUGAGAAAGAGAGUAUUUUUCUUGAGGAAAUGGGCAUGGAUUAUUACAACAUAUUAAAAUUGAAUCGCAACGCCACCGAUGACGACCUCAAAAAGGCGUACAAGAGAUUGGCCAUGAUAUGGCACCCGGACAAGAACCCAACUUCUAAAAGACCAGAAGCGGAAGCGAAAUUCAAGCAAAUCUCCGAAGCCUAUGAUGUUUUAAGCGACCCACAGAAACGACAGAUCUACGAUUUGUACGGAGAGGAGGCCUUGAAAUCAGGACAGGUCCCACCAACUUCGAGUUCUGCCUCCACGUCGGCUCGUGGACAGGGCCAACAUUAUUAUCAACGCCAGCAUCCCAAUCCGACGUUCCGGUUUAAUCCCAGAGAUGCGGAGGAUAUUUAUGAGGAGGUUUUUGGAUCUGAGAGUAGUAAUAAUGGAGGGCAAAGAGGGUAUAGAGGACAUAGAGAUGGAUAUUUUAGGAAUGGGAAUACUAGUACUGCUAAUGGAGCCGACUUCAAGAAAGCUUUGCCUGUUGAGACUGUUUUACCCUGUAGCUUGGAGGACAUUUAUAAAGGUGCUAAAAAGAAGAUGAGAAUUUCCCGGAAUGUCUAUGAUGCUUCUGGUAAGCUAAGGACUAUUGAGGAGAUAUUGACCAUUGAGAUCAGACCUGGUUGGAAGAAGGGAACAAAGAUAACAUUCGAGGAGAAGGGUAACCAGGAACCUGGUCUUAUUCCAGCAGAUCUUAUUUUUGUGUUAGAUGAGAAGCCACAUGAUCUUUACAAAAGGGAUGGUAAUGACUUGGUAGUAAACCAGGAGAUAACACUGCUGGAGGCCCUCACAGGUAAGACCCUUGACCUGACUACCCUGGAUGGAAGGAAUAUUAUGAUCCCUCUGACAGAUAUUAUCAAACCGGGUGCUGAAGUAGUUGUCCCAAAUGAAGGAAUGCCAAUUUCUAAAGAACCUGGGAAAAAGGGUAAUUUGAGAAUCAAGAUCAGUGUCAAGUAUCCUUCAAUGCUCACAUCAGUACAGAAAUCUGAGCUCAGAAGGGUUCUUGGAGGAGUUUCAUAGUUAUAGUCAUUUCAAAAUGGACCACUAAAUUAGCAUGGGAGAUAUCUUGAUCUUAGAUGUAAAUAAUAUGUAUGCUGUCAUAGAAUGUGAAUGCUAGGCAGGUUUUGGUGGUGGUAUGGUAUAGCUAAGAGCUGAGUUUCAGUCUAACUGGAAGGAAUAGGUAGGUAAAUUCUACCUAAGCUUCUGUCAUUUUUUUCCUUACAAUAAUUUACCUGUGAUUUGGAUGCUGGUAUACUAUACAUUUAGGAAAGAUUGUUCUUUGGAUUUUGAACUGAUAGUGGAGUGACCUGGUGAAUUUUUUACCAUGAGAAACAUCAUAUUUCAUUUUUUGGUUUUUUUUUUUUUUUUUUUCCUGAAAGAUUCUACGCAAGUGUUAGUUCUCUUAAUUUGUGUUAAAACAUUUAAAUUGAGUUGCCAAGUUUUUUUUUUUUUGUAAGAAAUCAUGUUCCUGUCCUAAAUUGUUUCAUUCAGAAGAUCAUCUUCACUAUUCGUGCCCUGAAUAAAAGGCAACAACUUUCAGUGGUUGUCUAAUGCUCAGAUGCAAAAAAAUAGGUUAGUACAAACUCUUCUCUGUGGUAGUGGCUAGAAAAUUAUGGGAUUUCUGGAUUCUGUCUUCAGUUCUUGGAGGCCCAAAUCAUUUGGGAAA